UUCAUGUCAGUAAUCCAAACACAUCGCUAUGGUCGCAAUAAAAACAAGUGGUUCACUUUGAAAUUGAAUCAUUCUACUUCGUGACUUUAAACUUUCAAAAUGGUACUGAAAUGGGUAAAAGGAAACGCUCGAAGCCGAAUGAGCAAUAAAGCACUGUUGGGUGGAAAAGAUAGUGACGGCGCAUCCAUCUACGUCGGUCGUGCAUUCCACCAGGGAGUUUGGCUGCCAGCAAAAUUUAUUCCAUCGAAAAACGCUUGUUACGUGCCUUAUAAUGGAAAGGAAGUGUUUGUGCAAGACUUCGAAGUAUUAGAAGCCAAAGAAAAUAAAUUCUCGUGGGAACCGGCAAGCGAUGGAAGAAUUGCCACUGGCGCUGUCUCGACAGGGCGUGAUGGAAAUGAUGAAAUUUACAUUGGACGCGCUCCAUAUCAAGGCUCAAUGACUGUUGGAAAGAUUCAUCCCUCUCACCGCUGUAUUUAUUUACCCUACGGUGGAAAUGAAGUUCGCCUUACUCACUACGAAGUGCUUGUGUAUAAGAGACCCUCUCUUCAAUGGAUGUCAACAAAUUCUCAUUCUCCACUACCUCGUAACGCAGUUCUCGGUGGUCGUGAUACCGAUGGCGCAGAAAUCUUCGUAGGACGAGCAUCUCACGCUGGUGACGUUAUGCCUUGCAAAGUUAUUCCCAGCAAGAGAGUUGCUUAUGUUUCAUAUAAUGGCUCGGAAGUUUCAAUGCACAAUUUUGAAGUCUUGGUGGGAAGUAAUGCAAAGUGGAAGAAAGCAAGAGAUGGAAAAGUCCCCAAGGGAGCGUUUCCAGGUGGAUCAAGUAGUGGUGAAGUUCUUUAUAUUGGUAGAGCAAACCAUAAUCGUAGUACAACUGUUGGAAAACUUCAUCCUAGUCAUGGAUGUGUUUACAUUCCUUAUGGCGGCAAAGAACAUUCAUUCAGAGAGUACGAAGUUCUAACCGGAUAUUGAAAUGUUUGAAACAUUUGUGACAACUUUCAUUUGAAAAUUAUUUUUACCAGAAAUUAAAAUGUGGACAAUUUGAUUUCAAUAAAAUUCUAUAAAUGUUUUGCUAAUUAAAAGCUGGAGGCAUUUUUUCUGCAUGGU
Messenger RNA from Clunio marinus, 1104 nucleotides. The record is from the annotation of a GenBank genome assembly. NCBI's taxonomy places the organism in Eukaryota, Metazoa, Arthropoda, Insecta, Diptera, Chironomidae.